CUUUGGGUCUGGGGCGGUGCUGUCCUGUUCGUGGUCUAGAUUCGAAAAUUUGUACCAAAAGAAACCCACUCACCCAGGACCCCAGGAGUGACGUCCCAGUUUCGGGUGUGCUACGUGCAAAAAGUUUCGGUGCGGUUCAGAGUGCGGAGGGUGCCGCAAAGCGGGCGGGAGAAAGUGAAAUUUCGCCAUGGUAACAGUGUCGACGGUUCCGAGCCGAACCUUCACCCGGUUGGUCCUGCUGCUGGCACUGCUGUGCCGGGGCGGGCUGGGUCGCGAUCCACCGACCGUCACCAUCCCCGACCAGGGCACGGUGAUGGGCAUGUACAUGAAGAUGUUCCGGACGCAGCGGGUCGUCGCGUACCUGGGCAUUCCGUACGCGCAGGCACCGGUCAACGAGAAGCGCUUCACGCCGCCGGUAGUGGACAAUCUGCCCAGCUGGGAGGGCGUGAAGAAUGCGACCAGCUCGGCGCCGCACUGUUGGCACAUGCCGCGCGACACCCACCGGCGACACAACCAGCUGUUUAUGGAGCUGAUCCGGUCGGGCGACGACGGUGGUGGAGGCGAUGGUGGCGGUGACCGGCAGUACGACGAGGACUGUCUGUUUCUGAACAUCUACAUUCCGGACUCAACGAUGCCAACGGACGGGUACUCGGUGCUGGUUACCUUUCCGACCGGCGACUUUGACGGCGACACGCCCUUCACGUUAAAUCCAUUCCAGAUGGUGUUCAAGCAGAAGAUCAUCGUCGUGACGGUGGCCUACCGGUUGGGCAUCUUCGGGUUCUUCACCAGCAUGGACGGGGAGGCACCGGGUAACUUCGGCCUGAUGGACCAGUCGGCCGCGCUGCUCUGGAUCAAGCGCAACAUCCGGCUGUUCAACGGGAACGAGGGUUCGGUCACGAUCAUGGGCCACGGUACGGGGGCGGUCUGCGUCGGUCUGCACCUCACGUCCGGCGACUGGACGGACGACAUGUUCCACAAGGCCAUCCUGAUGUCCGGCAGUCUGCUGCUCGACUCGAGCGUCCGCACCGCCAAGCAAUAUGCAUCCUCUUUGGACGAGCUGGCGACCGCCUUCGGGUGCUUCCGUCGGCCGACCACAAAGCUGAUGGAUUGCUUGCGGCGAGUCGACGCACAGAUCCUGGCCGAGAACUCGCCCCCCAUCGACUGGGGCCCGGUCAUCGACCAGGGCCUGAGCAACACGACCACACCCUUUAUCCCGGACCACCCGAACAUGCUGGUGCAUCAGGGCAAGCUGCGCCGGGUGCCGCUGCUGAUCGGCCACACCGACAUGGAGGAGGUGCUGGAGCUGACGAUGGGCGACAUGCUCGAGCACGGGCUGGGCGCGGAGAUGUUCGACACGCUGCUUGGCGACGUCGUCAUGAGCGAUCUGGCCGAGAUGGAGUUCAACGAGACGCUGUGCGGCGGCAACAUGGACAUCGUGAUGGAGGCGGUCCAGUAUCAGUACAAACCGUACCCGCCGACGACCGAGCCGCUCGCGCUGCGCCGGAAGUACAUCGAGUUUGCAACGGAGCGCAAGUACGUCGCGCCGACGAUCGAGCUGGCGAUGCACAUGAGCCAGCAGGCGGACACGUUCGUGUACCGGUUCGACAUCAAGCCGCGGACGGCCGCCGCACUGAAGGACGUGCCCGAGUGGGUCGGCGUGCCGCACAACUUCGAGCUGAUCUUCCUGUGGGGCCUGCCGUACUGGCUCGCCCUCGCCGACCAGAUGCAGUGGGACAGUGCGGACAAGCGGGUGGCCGACAUCGUGAUGACGCUGUGGGCCAACUUUGCCAAGUUCACCAACCCGACGCAGGUGGGCGUGUACAUCCGGUGGGAGAAGUUCACCGUUACCGAGCCGGGCGUGCUGAUCAUCGACCGGUCGUUCAACAUGAGCGACCACACGACGAUGAGCUUCGAUGCGGUCAAGUUCUGGAACCACUACUACCCGAGCGUCAUCAACUUUGCCGCCCAGUGCUGCAACGCGACGUACAACGGGGCCGAGCGGGGUGCGCCACUGAGUGGCAGCCUCGUGGCCGGGCUGCUGCUAGCCAACCUUAUCCUGUUACAAUCAUUCGUUCACCUGCACUCGCGGACACACGUUGCCUCGCGGACGUAGUAAGGGUACGGGGGGUGGUGCUGAAGAUGGUCGGCGUUUUUUUUGUAAUAAAUCACUCUCCUGUACAUAGCGGAAUUGGGUGGGCGGGUG
This is a messenger RNA of Anopheles coluzzii, 2203 nucleotides long. Its product is annotated as acetylcholinesterase-1. Gene Ontology annotation, molecular function: signaling receptor activity; neurexin family protein binding. Gene Ontology annotation, biological process: synaptic vesicle endocytosis; postsynaptic membrane assembly; modulation of chemical synaptic transmission. Lineage: Eukaryota; Metazoa; Arthropoda; Insecta; Diptera; Culicidae. The record is from RefSeq and is a predicted model, not a curated record. Gene Ontology annotation, cellular component: cell surface; synapse; postsynaptic membrane. Bases 188 to 2113 code for a protein of 641 amino acids. The transcript is spliced from 2 exons.